This is a messenger RNA of Vicia villosa (hairy vetch), 1716 nucleotides long. RefSeq lists its product as uncharacterized. The record is from RefSeq and is a predicted model, not a curated record. The transcript has a single exon. NCBI's taxonomy places the organism in Eukaryota, Viridiplantae, Streptophyta, Magnoliopsida, Fabales, Fabaceae. Bases 1 to 1716 code for a protein of 571 amino acids.
AUGUCUUCCUCUAAAACCAACCCAGACAUUCUCAAUGAAAAACCACUCGUCUUCAUCCUUCCAGGAAAUCCCAAACCACAAACAAAAUCCACUGAAGCAUCUGGGACUCACAAGUCUAUUCGUCUUCAAAAAUCAAAACCUGUAAAAUCAACCAUCGAAUUAUCUGAUGACUCUGAUGAAGAAAAUUGCCCAGAAGAUGUUGAAGUAGAAUCAACUUUGGAUGUCAUCUUGUCCUCUAAGCAUGCACUCGACCUCUUCAACUCUAAAUGGAGAAAUAGGAGUGUGAUCUACGGAAAACCCAUGGACUUUGAAAGCUUCACUGCCCGUGGUUACAACAUUGAAGAGCUCAUUCUCGUUCAAGGUUGGAGCAAGAUGUUAACCCUAGAAAUCAAAACCUACCCAAAACUCGUUCGUUGCUUCUAUGCAUCAAUCCAUCAAGAUACCAACGAUAUGAUUCUCAAAUCUACCAUCAAAGGUAUAACUAUAACCAUAACUCCCUCUCUAAUCUGUCAAAUCCUUGGAAUCCCUGAUUCAGGCAUUCAUCUCUUUGCAAAAGAAUGGGUUGGCUUGUACAAAACCACUAUGGAUAGCGUUUAUCGUGAACUACUUGUUGAUACCACCAAACCCCUAGUGUCUUCAAAUCUGAACCCUGUCCCUCGUAUCUUACACAAAAUGUCCAUACACAAUAUCAUUCCUCGAGCAGGAAGCUUAGAAAAACUGUCUAAGUAUGACAUUAUGGUGAUAUUUCAUCUCCUAAACCGUUAUCCUCUUCACCUAGGUUACCUCAUCCUAAACUUUAUGAAACACACAUGCAAAAAGGGUAGAACUGCUCCCUAUGGAAGGUUUUUGUCACUUGUGUUUAAACACUUUCAAGUCCCUACUGAUGAUGUCACAUCCUUCAUGGGUGCCGGAUCCAUUCAUGGGUGUAGAAUCUCCAAAAUGAACCUCCAUGUGCUUCAAAUCCCUGUGCUUCAAAAACGAAAACGUUUGGUCAAAAUUGCUGAUAUAAAGAAAAAGGUUAAAACCUUCACCAUAAAAGACCAGGAUGAACUAGAAAUUGGUGAUUUUGUUAUGUCCAAACCAACUCAUGCUGAAACCUCUAAAACUGAUUCCCCACAAAUUGAAAAAACCGAAUCCCCCAUCAAGGAACCCGUCUCACCCUUCCAUCAACCCACUGAACCAAUAAUCCCACAAGAGAUCAACUCACCAAUUCCCUCUUUCACCACUCCUCUUGAUCAAUCUCUGCCCUCUGAAGACAUCUUGUUUACCUCACCACCUAAAACUAUGGCUGACCAUAUUUCUGUCCAACCAUCUGAAUCUCAAGCUUCCCCAAUCUCCCAAACUCCUGUUUUUGAUCACCCCCCCUUGCAUUCUCCUGAACUGGACUUCAACAUUGCAUCCAACAUAACUUUUCCUGAUAUGAAUGAUGACCUUGAUGCCUUACUCUUUCAGCAUCAAGUUCUCACUCAAUCUAAGUGUAUGACAUUCUCUGGUGGCUUUGAUCCAAAUGCUGAAACUCUGUAUUCACUCAUUCCACCCAUCCCUCAAAGCACUUAUUCAACCAUUCCUACUGAUGUGCAAAACCUUGAGUCAGAUUUUACUGAAAAUCCUUUUGCUCCCAUUUCAUCUCCUCUACUCAACAAUCUACCCUUAGAGAAUACCUUCAAUGACUUCCUCAGCCAAGCUCCUAUCUAUGACUCCUAUGACUCUCCAUAA